This is a messenger RNA of Lathyrus sativus (Indian pea), 1608 nucleotides long. The record is from the annotation of a GenBank genome assembly. Lineage: Eukaryota; Viridiplantae; Streptophyta; Magnoliopsida; Fabales; Fabaceae.
AUGCAGGAUCCUCCCAAUUCAACAUCCGAAUUCCGAUUAGGGCAACGAGUUCACACAUCUGGUAAUUCAACUCGAAUCGGUACAGUGAAGUAUGUAGGAACUGUAGAAGGCUACCCAGACACAUGGAUUGGAAUCGAUUGGGACAAUGCAGAAGGAAAACACGACGGAUCCCUUAACGGAAUUCGCUACUUUCAUGCUAAAUCUGAAACUUCAGGUUCUUUUGUUCGUCCUAAGAAUCUGUGUAAAGGGAUUUCGUUUCUUGAAGCUAUUGAAAAAAGGUAUCGAAGUAACUCUACUAAAGAUGAAGAGGAUGAAAUGUAUGUGUUUUCAUCUAGCAAUAAGCGAGUUUCUAUUCAAUUGUUGGGUGAAAGUGAACUUAAUGAUAAGCUAAGUCGACUUGAGGAGUUAUCAAGCGUCUCGCUGUCGUUUAUGGGUGUUGGUUUCCCUGGGAUUCCAGGUCAAAUUAGUACUACGGUGCCGAAUAUAAAAGAACUUGAUCUGUCCGGGAACCUUCUUUCAGAAUGGAAGGAUGUUGGCAUCAUUUGUGAACAGUUGCCUUCUCUGAAGGCUCUGAACUUAUCCUACAACUUAAUGUCACCAUAUAAAUCUGAGCUUCCAUUACUGAAAAGCAUCCGUAUUCUAGUUUUAAAUAAUACCGGUGUAGAUUGGGAGCAGGUUGAACUGCUUAGACUGUCAUUGACAACAAUUGAAGAGCUACAUAUCAUGGGAAACAAUAUAAGCAGAAUACUGCCUGUGUCAUCAUCCUCUAUGGUUCAGGGAUUUGAUUCUCUGCGCCUGUUGAAUUUGGAAGAUAAUUGUAUAGCGGAAUGGAGUGAAAUCAUGAAGCUUUCUCAGCUAAGAUGUUUGGAGCAGCUUUAUUUGAACAAGAAUUGUUUGAGUUCUCUUUUUUAUCCUGAUACUGGUUUGCAGUAUCAUGAUUCAGAAGUUACGGACUGCAAGCCCUUUAAAAAUUUGCACUGUCUUCUGUUGGGUGACAACGACAUUAGUGAUUUAGCAUCUGUCGAUUCAUUAAACUUGUUUCCUAACUUGGUGGAAACCAGGCUUUCCGGAAACCCAAUAACUGAUACUUCAAGAGGCGGGGUUCCAAGAUUUGUUUCAAUUGCUCGUUUAGCAAACAUUCAGAUAUUGAAUGGUAGCGAGAUUACCUCACGUGAAAGAAAGGACUCUGAGAUUAGGUAUGUCCGGCUUGUGGUCUCAAAGUUGCAUGUUAGUCCCGAAGAAAUCAAACAGCACCCCAGGUUUUCCGAGCUUAAGAAUUUUUAUGGAAUUGAGGAUCAAAACCCUUUAGUUGGAGCUUCUGGUGGUCCACGGGCAAUCAGCUCGGGAUUCUUGUCUAUCACUCUGAAGUGUGUUGGAGCAUCCAUGGGUGAGAAAGAACCAUUGACAAAGAAGCUGCCAGCAACAACUACAGUUGGCAAGCUAAAAUUUCUCUGUGAAAGCUUUUUUAAGCUGAAGUCCAUGAAGCUGAAAUUAUUUUUUCAAGAAGAGGGAUCUCCAUUGCCAUUGCUGCUUGACAAUGACUCGUCAUCUCUUAUGGACCUUGGGGUUGGCAAUGAUUCGGUUAUCCUUGUAGACGAAGUUAGUUGA